AUGUCCUCUGCAGAGUUCCCUGACAUUCUUGCAGUGUCAGAUUUAUAUGUGGAAACUACCGUACAGGCUAGGGAGGUAAUCUUUCACGACGUCGUCAUUCAUUUUCUAGAGGCCGCCUCUCCCCGGGUUUUCUCCCCCAGAUGCCCAGGCGCCCCAGCCCGCUGCCCACGGGGACCCGCGCGCGCGCCGCCUUCCUCGCGCUGGCCACCAGGUGGCGCGCGGCCUCCACCAGCCGCACCCGGAAGGGCGGCCCGAGCUCCGCCGCGACCGGUCCCCUCUGAAAGGUGCGCUCUUUUCCUUGACGCUGCUGCUACUCUGGGUCGCCGUCCAAACGUUGUAAACGGUCCCCGGCUCCCAGUGACCCUGUCGGUGCUCGAAAGGGCCCCGCUCUGCCCGCACGGCUUCCCCCGGAAAGCCAGGGAGCCCUCCGGGUGGACGCCCUCGCCCAUCCGAGCCGAGGACGCGCGGGUCACUGCGGGCGGACGCAGGGGACGACCAGGGGCUGGUGUCCCCGCCCCCGCCCCGCCGGCCGCGGAGGGAAGGACGUGGCGGGGGGACAGCGCCCUGACCUCGCGCUUCCCGCUCUCGCCCCGCCGGGCCCAGGCCCGCGCAGGGUGGCCUGUCGUGCGGGGCGCUGGGCCGGCUGACGACAGGUCUGAAGGGCGGCCUGCGUGGGGAUGGCGCGCCCGCCCAGGUGCUACAGCCAGAGCCCGCUUCGCUGGGGUUCCCGUCCGCCUCGGACCAGCCUUCCAGAACCUCCCACGCCUAGGGAAGCGUCUUCCACGUUGUGUUUUGUGAGCAACAUCGAUGGGACAAUGGAGCAUGUGCUGGGGGCUGGAAGCCUGGCCCAUAUGCGGUCCCACCUCCCUGCCUCCCUGGGACAAGGUCUUGCCUCCUGUACCCCUGUCCCCUGCCCUGCCUUGUCCAUCCACCACUACUCUUCUGUCCCCUGCGGGUGCCUGGGUGUGGGGGCAGGCACGGUCACAGUGGGUGAGUGUGCCCUUCAUGCUGAAGUGAGGGACAGGGCUCUGGGAACCUGUGUCUUUAUUUGCCCGAGUAUCCUUGUGCCCAAGACAGCGUACCAUUAAAUAGCAGACUGAAAAAACACCAUGACAGGUUGAGAGAGAGAGAGACUGUGGAAGAAAGGAAAUAUGUUUUUUCAUGCUUUUUGAACUAGCGAUCUUGCAUUUCCACUUUGCACUAGGCCCUGCCGAUUGUGUAGCUUGCCCUUCUCUUUGGCUGACAGGUCUCUGGUAGCUUCUGAGGUUGCUACUUUCGAAGGAUGCUCGCCACUGGACCAAGCUUCCCAGUGUUCAUGCUGUGUGUCAGCCCCUCCCAGACUGGACAUGGGCCAGCCCUGUGCACCCAGCAGAUUGCAGGGGACAUGAAGCUGUGUGACUUCCCAAGUUAGGUCAGAAGAAGCUUUUUAGUUUUCAUUUUGGCUUCUUGGCUUCUCUCUUACAAUCACCAUGGAAGAAAUCUGGACCUCUGUGACAUCACCGUGCUGUGAGGGAGUCCAAGUUCGCCAUGUGAAGAGGCCACACAGAGAGGAAUAAGGGUGGGGCCGGCCCCAGUUUCCCCAGACAUCCCAGCUAAGCACUUGAUUGUGAGUUAAGAAGAUACCUUGGAUGUCCAGCCCAGAAAAGCCUUAAGAUGACCCCAUCCCAACCACCAACCGACAGCCGCUAUGUGAGAGGCCCCAAAGGAGACUGCCCACUGGAGUCCAAGCACCAAGAUUGUGAGAGAAGAAAUUGUUGUCUGGAGCCGCUGAGUUUCAGAGUGGUCUGUUGCAUUGAUAACUGAAGGGGAGGGCAGAGUGAUUCGGAGUUUCUAAGUAUGAUCUUGUGCAUGCAUUGUAGUUAUAAUCCUUGAUAGCUUAUUUGGGUUUUUGUCCCCCUGAAAGUUUUAUAAGAACAAAUCAUUUAUAAUGCUUAAAAUAAACAUAUUCCCAUAUUCAACAAAAGUACCUUUAUU
Molecule: messenger RNA, 1974 nt
Organism: Equus quagga
Lineage: Eukaryota; Metazoa; Chordata; Mammalia; Perissodactyla; Equidae
Product: translation initiation factor IF-2-like
Exons: 4
Coding region: 1-798 (265 amino acids)
Source: RefSeq, a predicted model, not a curated record